AUGGCGGCGGGCGGCGGCGGCGGGGGGAGACCGCCGGGCCCCGACCCCGCGCUGGAGCCCUACGUGCAGACCCGCAUCUUCAAAAUCAUCGUGAUCGGAGACUCCAACGUGGGCAAGACAUGCCUGACCUUCCGCUUCUGCGGGGGCACCUUCCCCGGCAAGACCGAGGCCACCAUCGGCGUGGACUUCCGCGAGAAGACGGUGGAGAUCGAGGGGGAGCGCAUCAAGGUGCAAGUGUGGGACACAGCUGGCCAGGAGAGGUUUCGGAAGAGCAUGGUGGAGCACUACUACCGCAACGUGCACGCCGUGGUCUUCGUGUAUGACGUGACCAAGAUGAGCUCCUUCACCAACCUCAAGACGUGGAUCGAGGAGUGCAACGGGCACGCCGUGCCCCCGCUCGUCCCCAGGGUGCUCGUGGGGAACAAGUGUGACUUGAAGGACCUGAUCCAGGUGCCAUCCAGCCUGGCCCUCAAGUUCGCCGACGCUCACAACAUGCUUUUGUUUGAGACCUCGGCCAAGGACCCACAGGAGAGCCAGAACGUGGACGCGAUUUUCAUGUGCCUGGUGUGCCGGCUGAAGGCACAGCGCUCGCUGCCCUGCCGGGACACGGAGGGCUGGCCGGCACAGCCCCAGCCGCAGCCCCGGCGGCCGGACGAGGCCAGCGGGAAAGGCUCCUGCCCGUGCUGA
Messenger RNA from Cinclus cinclus, 687 nucleotides. It is a transcript of the gene RAB33A, whose product is annotated as RAB33A, member RAS oncogene family. Lineage: Eukaryota; Metazoa; Chordata; Aves; Passeriformes; Cinclidae. Gene Ontology annotation, biological process: Rab protein signal transduction. Gene Ontology annotation, cellular component: endosome; Golgi apparatus. Bases 1 to 687 code for a protein of 228 amino acids. Gene Ontology annotation, molecular function: GTP binding; GTPase activity. The transcript has 2 exons. The record is from RefSeq and is a predicted model, not a curated record.